CACGUAGUGUGGUUUUGUCACCGAGUGUGGACCCUCAGUCCCGGUGCACGGGCUGCGUGUUUGGCACUUGCUACGGGGCCGAGCAACAGUGUAGGGACGUGUGGGCCCUGCGUCUGCCCUGGCUUACAGGGGUGAGGGCUUGCAUGGCACCGGGCGGGCUGCCUCAGACGGGCUCCCUUGCGGCCCCCGUCCCUCCAGUGAGUAUCGCAGGAGGACACGGGAGUCGUAGGGAAGUACCAGUAACGACAGAGGACGGGACGGCUCAAGCAGCCGGCUGUCUACUCUGGAGAAGCUGGGGGAAACGUGGGUAAACGGGGGCCUGCGAGCUGUCGGCGGCCAGACGUGGGAGACAGAGCCCGGCUGUCCCUCGCAGGGCUGAGGCCAGCCAGCCGCCACGGACGAGGGGACAACGCGCGGGGUACCCGUCAACGGCUGGCAUUGCCCACACGGGCCACCGCGUGGAAGAAUCUUGAAAGCGCUGUGAGAGAAGCCAGACACAGAAGGAUAAGUGGCAAACAACUCCAUCCGCAGGGACUGUCCCCGCAGGCAAAUCCGCGGUGAUGGGAAGCAGCCCGGGGCCGGGUGAGGCCUGAGGGACGCGGGGUUUCUCUCGGGCACCAGGAAGAUGUGCUGAAGCGCACGGCGGGGAAGGGUCCACAUCUCUGGGGACCCACUGGCAGCCGCGGCUCCCGACGCUUCAGAGGGCUCGGUUGCACGGCACCCGCACUGCAUCUCGGUGAGGCUGUUACCGGAAGCGAGGGGCUGAGACGCGAUCGGCCCUUGUCGGGGUCCACUCCGGACAGAGCCGGCGUCGGCCGGAACAGCUCGGGGCAGCCCAGGUCGCCCCGUCGGGGCGUCAGCGUCUGCGGCCGUCUGGGACAGCGUGCGGGGCAGACGCCGCCCGGCGGCCCACGGAGGUACCGCGCUGACUUUCCACCCCGUGUCCCCAGACUUCGCGGACCUUCCUCAGGGCCACACAGGCCCUUGCUGCCGGCCCUGGCGCGGGGACCCGACUCCCGGCCGGCCUGUCCCGACCCCCGCACGGUGCCACACGUCCGCGGCCGGGGGAUCGGGUUCGCAGGGCUGUGUGUCGGGGGGGGGAGCUGGGACACCUUCGAAGAUACGAGGUUCCUCCCCGGGGCUCCGUCCCCGGGGCUUCUACAUGCAGGGACCCUCUGGGUUCUCUGGGUUCUGCUUCAGCAUCUGCGCUGUGGCGGUAAUGACGCUUGGGUGGCCGGCAGCCUUGAGGGAAGCAGACGGCUUUCACGGCCUGGAAACCGGUGACGUGGACGUCGUGGGAGGCCUGGAAACCGUAGAGGUGGACGUCGUGGGAGGUCUGGAAACCGAUGAGGUGGACAUGGAGGGAAGCCUGGAAACCGUUGAGGUGUACGUCGUGGGAGGCCUGGAAACCGUUGAGGUGUACGUCGUGGGAGGCCUGGAAACCGAUGAGGUGGACGUCGAGGGAGACCUGGAAACCGAUGAGGUAGACGUUGUGGGAGGCCUGGAAACCGUUGAGGUGGACGUCGACGGAGACCUGGAAACCGUUGAGGUGGACGUGGAGGGAAGCCUGGAAACCGUUGAGGUGGACGUCGUGGGAGGCCUGGAAACCGUUGAGGUGGAUGUUGUGGGAGACCUGGACACCUCUGACGUGGACCCCCAGGGAGGCCUGGAAACCGGUGAGGUGGACGUCGUGGGAGCCCUGGAAACCGUUGAGGUGGACGUUGUGGGAGGCCUGGAAACCGUAGAGGUGGAUGUCGUGGGAGGCCUGGAAACCGAUGAGGUAGACGUUGUGGGAGGCCUGGAAACCGUUGAGGUGGACGUGGAGAGAAGCCUGGAAACCGUUGAGGUGGACGUCGACGGAGACCUGGAAACCGUUGAGGUGGACGUUGUGGGAGGACUGGAAACCAUUGAGGUGGAUGUUGUGGGAGGCCUGGACACCUCUGACGUGGACCCCCAGGGAGGCCUGGAAACCGGUGAGGUGGACGUCGUGGGAGGCCGUGAAGCCCGCCCCAGUGCAGGCGGGACCGUCACUCCAUGGGACGGGCAGCUAGCGAGCCGCCCUGGCCUGGGCAGGCGCACACACACCCGGGCCCGCCCGGACCUGUGGAGCUGA
Panthera uncia (snow leopard) is the source of this 2113-nucleotide messenger RNA. RefSeq lists its product as uncharacterized. Lineage: Eukaryota; Metazoa; Chordata; Mammalia; Carnivora; Felidae. Bases 1163 to 2113 code for a protein of 316 amino acids. The record is from RefSeq and is a predicted model, not a curated record. The transcript has 4 exons.